Messenger RNA from Uloborus diversus, 5671 nucleotides. RefSeq names its product histone deacetylase 3-like. The record is from RefSeq and is a predicted model, not a curated record. The transcript is spliced from 14 exons. The coding region runs from base 203 to 1510 and encodes 435 amino acids. Gene Ontology annotation, molecular function: histone deacetylase activity. NCBI's taxonomy places the organism in Eukaryota, Metazoa, Arthropoda, Arachnida, Araneae, Uloboridae.
UUCAUUUUUAACUUUUGUAGGUUUAGGAAAAUUCAUGUUUCUCUUAUCAUCAUUGAACUUUUUAUCGCAAGACGUCUUCUAAACAUAUGAAAGAGCUGUAAUAUUUUGUACAGUUUUAUGAGACCUUUUAUGGGACAUUUCUUAAGACGUAUUUUAACCCAUUAAUGUAACGUAGGGAAUUUCAUAAAAUCAAAAGAGAAAAAUGUCAAAGAAGAAUGUAGUGUAUUUUUGGGAUUCUGAAGUUGGUAAUUUUCAUUAUGGGCCUGGACACCCCAUGAAACCCCACAGAUUGGCAGUAACUCAUAGUUUGGUUUAUCAUUAUGGACUGUAUAAAAAGAUGCAAGUGUAUCGUCCUUAUCGUGCAACUGCACAUGAUAUGACCCGUUUUCACUCAGAUGAGUACAUUGAUUUCUUGCAGAGAGUGACACCUCACAAUAUUCAAGCAUUUAAUAAAAGUCUGAGUCAUUUCAAUGUUGGCGAUGAUUGCCCCGUAUUUGAUGGUUUGUUCGAUUUUUGCUCCAUGUAUACAGGAGCAUCAUUGGAAGGAGCAAUAAAGUUGAACUACCAAUGUUGUGACAUAGCAAUUAACUGGUCUGGAGGAUUGCAUCAUGCCAAAAAGUUUGAAGCCUCAGGAUUUUGCUAUGUGAAUGAUAUUGUGAUUGCUAUCUUGGAGUUAUUAAAAUACCAUCCACGAGUUCUAUACAUUGAUAUUGACAUUCAUCAUGGUGAUGGAGUACAAGAAGCUUUUUAUCUUACUGAUCGUGUUAUGACUGUUUCCUUUCAUAAAUAUGGAAAUUACUUUUUUCCUGGAACAGGUGAUAUGUAUGAAAUAGGGGCUGAGAGUGGUCGUUAUUAUUCAGUUAAUGUUCCAUUAAAAGAAGGGAUUGAUGAUCAAAGUUAUUUUCAAGUUUUUAAGCCUGUCAUUCAAGCAGUAAUGGAGUUUUAUCAACCUACUUGCAUUGUUUUGCAGUGUGGAUCUGAUUCAUUAGCUGGUGACAGACUGGGAUGUUUUAAUUUGAGUACAAGAGGUCAUGGGGAGUGUGUGAAGUUUGUUAAAGAACUGAAUGUACCUCUUCUUGUUCUUGGUGGGGGAGGUUACACUGUUCGAAAUGUAUCAAGGUGCUGGACUUAUGAAACUUCUCUUUUACUUGAUGAAACUAUAGGCAGUGACAUUCCUUAUAAUGAAUACUUUGAGUAUUUUGCUCCUGACUUCAACCUACAUCCAAAUAUUUCCACUAAACAAGAAAAUGCAAAUAGUAAACAGUAUUUAGAAGCAAUCACAAGAGCUGUGACAGAAAAUUUGAAAUGCCUGGUUCAAGCCCCCAGCGUUCAAAUGCAGGACGUUCCUGAUGACUUCUUCCGUUUGCAACUUGAAGAUGAAAAUGAGUCGGAUCCUGAAGUGCGAGUGACACCUCAAGAAGCUGAUGCCAAGGUUGAACCUUCAAAUGAAUUUUAUGAUGGAGAGAAAGACCAGGACAGAGAAGCAGAAGCAGCAGAAACUCAAAAAUAAAAGCUCACGAUUGCAAUUCAUGUCAAAAUUGUUGUUUUGUUUUGAUAGGAGAAAGCUUGGGAGUACUUUGAUAAAUUUUGAGCAUAUUUUGUAAUAUAUUUAUCCUAUAACGGUAAAUUUGUAUAUUUUAGAAGGUAUUUUUGUCUAUAGAUUUCUUUUUCGUUUCCAAAAUUUUAUUUUUUUCCCAUCUAAUGAUACAAUUAAUUUUUUUUUGUUAUUUUGUACCAUUGAUUUGUUGUCUCUUGUUUGUUGCUCAGCCAAAUAUUUCAUGUUUUGAAUACAUAAGUUGAUGAGUCAAAUUUUAUCUUAAUAGAAAAGUUUAUUAUAACAGCGAAAAACUGAGUGUCAUUUAUCAUACUGUCUAAAAAUAAUGAAUGGUAUGAAACUUGACACACAGAGUACUUAUAAAACUGUUAUAUAAUUAUAAGUUUAAAAUUAUUGCUUGAUCCUAUAAAAAAAAUAUAGGUGACUUUUAUUAGCAUACUUAACUAUCAUCAAACUUGGAAUACUAGUUAAGUAAUUAACUAAUAUUUUACAGAAAAAAACUGCAAGUAUUUUGUAACAUUCAAUGCAAAAUAUACGUUAUACAGAAGAACUUUUCUCAUGGAUUGUUGUAUUUUUUAAGCUGCAUUAAGUGGUGGAAUUAAAUUCAGCUUAAAAAAUACAAAUAUACUUGCAGUUGUGCCUUAAAAAAGUCAGUUUGCUUAAGUUGCCUUAAAAAAGUACUCAUGGAAUUUCUCCAGUAGUAAAUUCAAAUUUUGUAAUAAAACUUAAUACAUUUUUAACUACUUCAUUUCUUGUUUUUGUGGUAAACAUAUCGUAGACUUUUUCAUUUAUUAAGUAUUUAAACGUUAAUUUACUUAUAUAUAUAAUAUUUCAAGGGAUGCUGGAAAAUAAAGAAAAUUAAUUUAAUGAAAAUUAAAUUAUUAUUGAAUUCUUACUAUUAGUUAUUCUUCCUUUAUUCACUUUGAGCAAUAGUUUUGCAUUUCUUUUUUUUUUCUUCUUCUUUUGCCCCUGCUCCAAACAAACUCAGAUAGUUCCUAUGAUUGCAAACAAAUAACUUUGUGCCAACUGUAAAACUUCUAACAGUAACCACAAGUUUUUCUCUUCUUUUUUUAAAGUAUAAACCCAGAUGGAAGAUAUUUUCAUGCUCCCGUAUUGUUUCUGUAUAUGAGUGAUCUGAAAUGUACACAAUGAAAUUCUUAGCAAUUUUUAGCUUCUAAUCAUGUUGCUUCCAGUGAAGGGGAUAUUUAUUUACUCUAUCAAAGCAAGCAUGAAUUUGAAAGUAAUAAUGUGUUGUAAUUAUCAACACUUGCUACAGGUAAAAAUAAAUUUAAGUAAAUAGACACAGAUUUUAUGAGUGCAAAAUUGCAUGUUAUCAAAAAUAUUUUCUGUUUGGUUCACAAUUUAAAUUGGUUAAGUAAGCCCUUAAUGAUAAUGGAUGAACAAAAUGUUUAUUCAGAGUACAUUAUUACAAGGUACUCUUUGUUUAAACAAAUUUCUGUUGUAAUUUUCAGAAAAGCUAUUAACAUUGUUUUGAUUAACUUUAUUAAGCUGUAAUUUUUAUAAAUUAUACGAAUGAUUAAAUGCUUUUUCAUUUCUGUGCUAUUUUGCUCUGAUGCAUACCUGCUAACUGUACUGGAUUUUCCAGUAGUUUCCUGAAGUUUAAGCAUGUCUCCCUGUCCCCAGAUUUUUAUUCAAAAUCUACUGGAUUUUAUGAGUCUUUGAGAAAAUCCCUUUAUUUAGAGAUUUUGUGAAAAAAUCUCAGUAAAAUUGUGUUUGUAAAGAUUGUCCAGACAAAUGCACUCCAUGGUUUGGAAGCUUUUUGCUAAAAUUCAAACUUUAGUACAUCGAAAUCUAGCAACGUUAUCUGUGCUUAUUAAGUUUGUUCAAAAAUAAGCAUCAAUUGUAUAUUAAGCAUUAAUUUAACUUUUAUUCUUCCUUUUCAUGUUCCAAUUAAUUAUUUUAUGUGUAUAUAUAGUAAAGAACUUCUAUGUGCUUGUACUUAAAGGGAUGUAAAAAAUCUACUGGAUUUUUUCCUUGAAAGUUUGGCAAGUAUGUUUUAUGUCGAAAUAGAACAAAUACAACUUAAUGAGCAAUUAGCAGGGGAAAUUAUGCUCAGACAUUUUAGAGUUUCAAGAACCUCUUUUUCAGCUAAAGUGAAUGAAGCUAUAUGGAAAAAUUUGACUGAAAAACAUUAACUAUGUAAUUUUCACUGAACGUUUAAGGCAGACAGCAAAGGAUUUGUGCAAUUUUAAUUGUAUGUGAUUUCUAUAUUUAUAACUGCUUUAUUAGCGGCUGUCCUGCCUGUACAUUCCAGUUACUGUUACAUGCUAGAACUGACUCCUUUUUUGCUUUAGUGCAGUUUUAGCAAUGCUUGACAUUAUUUUAUUACACUCAUGUUUGUGAAAAUUGUAGCAACAUGAAGGACUCAUUGGAAAGGAAUAAAAUUUAUUGCAUAUAUUACUCACAGUGCUACAGAUAAAGGAUCAAAAUUACAUAUCAACGAAGUAAAAAUAAUAGGCCUAAAUUAAUAUCAAGUGUAGCUACCCUGCGCAUCUAAGCAAGCCUGUACUCCUUUAGAUAUCCAAUCAUGGAGCUGCUGAAUGUCAAACUAGGAAUAGCAUCCCAUGUGGCUUUAGUCUGAAGCCAAAGUUCAUCUAUACCAACUGCCAGAUGAGACACAUGGGCGGGUCUCUGACCAAUGCAAUCCGAGACAUGCUCGAUGGGCGUCAAAUCUGGAGAACAGGCAGACCAAGGAAGUCGCAUAACCUGUCGUACACCGAAGAACACUUGUACAUUAGGUGCAACAUAUAGACGUGCAUUGUCUAGCUGAAACACUGCACCAGGAACGCUCUGAAGAAAGGGUAGUGUCUCUUGCAUCAGAGCGUCCCUGAAACAGCGCUCACUAUUGAGAUUACUCGUAAUUCGGACUAGAUGAGACUGCCCUUGAUAUUCAAUAGCGCUCCAGACCAUGACGCCUGGCGUUAUGCCGGUAUGACGUCAGAUUAUACCCUCUGAGAGGUGACGUUCCCAUGUGUAAAGCCUGACGCGUACACGUCCAUUGUUAUAGUGAAAUCCACUAUAGGGGAUUCCUUUGCAUGUAAACCCUGGUGCAGUAGUUGUUGACGAACCAAGGAUGCAGCAAGUGUGACACCUGUAGCCAUACUCCAACGUUGUGCUAGCGUACUGGAGGACGCUAUACAAUCCAUCACAGCUAGGCGGGUGAGAUGUCGAUAAUCCUGUGGCAUCGUUCUCUUCUGUGGGCUGGUGCGAUCCCUUCGGCUAAUUUCAUCGUCCUCUGUCCAUCUUUUACAAAUAUGCAUCACAGUUGAGGCAUUACACCCCGUGCAGGCACAGAUUUCUCUAUACAUAAAUUCAGCUUCACAUAUUCUGAUCAGGCGGCCCCAUUCGAACUCUGUUGCUCGUUCGUAUGACGCUCUGCGCUUUGUGCGAGGCAUAUUGAGUACUAGAGAAACAUCUACAUCGGGAGAAGAUCAUACACUGAUUUCGAAAAACCUUUACAGCCCUUUACAUACAGAGUCUACGCCGCAGUUCAGAGGGCGUUUCCCGGUCCACGCAUGUGUGACAUCUCUGUAAUUCUAAUCUUUUGCAUAUGUUAUCCUGCCAUACAUUUCCUGUGAAUUUCGGUGCAUUUGCAUAAUUCCUUCUUGGUGUUGCAUUUUUCACAAACAUGAGUGUAUUAUUUCAAUUUGUAUAUUCUUUUUCAUUUAUCAUUCAUGUGUUUGUUUUUAUGAUGAUGUGAAUUAGUUAACCAUUUAAGAAAAUUUAUUUGAAUGAACAGUCAUUGCAACUUAAAAAGUUCAAUGCUUUUAAUGGAAUAUUUCUUAUUCACAUAAAUAUGCUCAUUUUAUCGUCGUUUGUGUUGUUAAGGAGCAUAUUUUAAUAUUUGUUAAUGUUGUUUUCAUAUGCAUUUAAUUGAAUUUCUAUACAUAAGAUGUGAUAUAUGUUUUUAAACUAAAGGCUUGUGUGGAUGUUUUUAAUGCUAUGGAAAUGUAAUUCGUGUUAUUGUUGCAUAGGUUGAAGCGAAGUGAGUGGGUGUUUGAAAGAAAAAAUGUAUGCUCCUUGUUGCAUAUCUGUUGUUAUUCAUAUCUUAUAUCUUGUAUUGAUUUCAUGAAAAAUGUUAGUAAAAUUCCUCUA